Drosophila nasuta is the source of this 821-nucleotide messenger RNA. RefSeq lists its product as uncharacterized. Lineage: Eukaryota; Metazoa; Arthropoda; Insecta; Diptera; Drosophilidae. The transcript is spliced from 3 exons. The coding region runs from base 156 to 821 and encodes 221 amino acids. The record is from RefSeq and is a predicted model, not a curated record.
CGUGUGCAUGGAUGAGUGGACGCAGUCCUCAUCAAUUUCUGGCUUUCAAUUCAGUUUGAGCGAAUACUUUGAACGAAUCGAGACGCGUUAACCAAUUUCGUAAUAUUAUCGGCAGCUCCUUGCUUUUUGCUACUUGCUCCUUGCAUCAAACGAAUAUGGCUCCCGCUAUAGAAGUAAAUGCCACCACGGCCACAACGGCCAUCACGACAAGCAGCAUUUUGCAGAGCACCAACUCAACAUCGACGAUAACUUAUAGUUACUAUACAACAGCUAGUACAACGCCAUUUUACUCCGAUUACGAUAAUCCCAAUUGGGUGCAACCCGACCCGGAUGUGUACUUCUAUUCCGGUUAUGCGUUCUACAUUGUGCUCGUGGUGUUCUUCAUCAUUUUACUUCCAUUUGCGAUAAUAAUGAGCGCUUUACAACGCAAACGCCAGGAGCAGGCACGCCGUCUAAUUGAACAGAGGCAACGAGCUCGUCGACAAAUGGAGAUUAGUAUCACCAACAAUAAUACAAAUACUGGCGGUGGCAAUGGUAGCGUUUCCAUUGAGACUGAAAACGACGUGUCCAUCUUGCCCAAGGGAAUGGAUUUACCUCCCAGCUACGAUGAAUUAACAUACAGCACGAACGUGAAGCAAACGGGUAGCCUUGGAGCUUCCACGUUAACUAUAACCACCGAUCUGGGGUGCAGCAACGCAAAUCUGGCAGCUUUUAAUGAGCCGCCUCCCGAUUAUGUUGAGCCUGCGGCAUGUGCCACUACAACGACAACAACAACGCCAACGGUUGUGGUCAGCGGUCCAGCUGCGAUGCCCCAAAUCUAA